Arachis ipaensis is the source of this 420-nucleotide messenger RNA. The record is from RefSeq and is a predicted model, not a curated record. NCBI's taxonomy places the organism in Eukaryota, Viridiplantae, Streptophyta, Magnoliopsida, Fabales, Fabaceae.
AUGAAGGAGAAGAAGAAUAAAAAUUUGAAAGAUCACGGUUAUACCUCUUCAUUUUACACCACACUUUCGCGAUUCCACACUCAUUCCUCUGAAUGCUUCAUCGGCGGCGCUAUCAGCCUUGCACCGCCGGCUCACCGAACCUCCAUUGCACUCAACUUCCAUCGGCCUUGCUCGCAUUGCUCCCUUCCGUCGCACCCCUUCCCGGUUUUUCUUCGUCGCAACCCUUCCAUCGGCCUUGCUCGCAUCGCUCCCUUUCGAACCCUAAUGUGCGUUUCUCUCUUCGAUAUCGCCACUAGUGCUUGCUCUUUUCCGUGUGUUGCUGUGUUUCUCUCUUCGAUCUUGCCUCAGCUGUGCAGGUUCCUGAAUGCAUUGAAUAGUUUCAUUUUUAUUGAUGAGGAAGAGGAGGAGGAUUUAAUUUGA